This is a messenger RNA of Seminavis robusta, 1704 nucleotides long. NCBI's taxonomy places the organism in Eukaryota, Bacillariophyta, Bacillariophyceae, Naviculales, Naviculaceae. The record is from the annotation of a GenBank genome assembly.
CGCUGCGAAGCGAUGCAUUCAAUGAUACAAUCAUAGCAACCAAGGACAACCAGUGCCUUCGACUGCACUACAGCCAUGAAGACUUCUUCUUCCUGGCGCUGCUCAAUUAUGGUCGGGCGAAUGGAUCUUGGGGUAGUUGUUUUGUUUCUAGUGCUACUGGGGAGUUGUCAUGGUUUGAGCCACCACAACCACCUUGACGCAACUCCUCCCCACAAGAGUCCUUCCAACCAAUUUCCCAUUCACACUUUGAUUCUAUGUCGCCACGGAGACUCCAUUUGGAAUGGCGGAGAACCAGGUUGUCAGGAAACCUUUACCGGCUGGAGUGAUGUCCCAUUGUCGCAAAAGGGUAUCAAGGAAGCCAAGGCCACGGGAGAACAAUUGUCGGCCUUGUACUCGUUGGGCAUUGAUGUCUGCUGUACAUCCAUUUUGAGUCGAGCCCAAUUGACGGCUCAUUACUGUUUGUGGGGAUUUGCCGAAAAACCCAACCACGAACAACCACGACAAUAUGUGACGGACUAUCGGUUGAAUGAACGACAUUACGGCGCCUUGCAGGGAUUUGUCAAGCAAGACGUCGAAAAUGGUAUUUACGGAAAUGACCCAAAACAAGUACGAGACUGGAGACGAGCAUGGUAUGCCAUUCCGCCACUCCUCCAAGACGAGGAUCCGCGACGGAUCCAAGAAAUACAAAAAUUCCAACAUUUUUGUGAUGGACCGGAGAAUGUACCGCGAGGGGAAUCCUUGGCCAUGGUGGCCACAGAUCGUAUUCAACCCUUUUUGGACGAACGAUUGACGCCACUCUUAAAUCAAGCUGCUCUUCGAAAGCAGCAACUAUGUGUGGACUCGUCGUCAUCCGAACAUGCUGGUGGAACUGGUUUGGUGGUGGCACAUGCCAAUUCGCUGCGGGCAUUGAUUGGGAUACUCUGUCGGGUCGAAGAGAACCCAUCCGCCUUGCAAAAGCUAGAGGCAAUGAAAAUACCCACUGGCGUUCCACUCGUCCUCAAAUAUCAGCAAACAGACGAUCAGCCAGGCAAGUAUCGAGUGCUGGAUGCAUUGGCGGAUUACACGGACGGAUUAGCCACCACAAUCAACGAAAUUCCUACAUUAUUUCAAAAUAAUGAUGCCGAUUUGCCCGUUCGGCCCUUGAGUUGCCUACCCUUUGGUGGCGGCACCCCUACCGUCUUGGCCACGGCCGCUGCAUCACCAUUGUCGCCGACGUACCCAUUGACAAAGACCUACAACGAAAGAAGCGCUAACUCGAAAGACACAAGGACACCAACAGCAAGUGUGGAUGAGACGAAAGUGCACGAAGAACAAUCAAUGCCCGUGAAAUAGGUAGCAGCGACAGGGCAACAAACGAUUUGUUGCUUUUGGACAAGUUUCCCAUUAUGUGGAUGCUUGAUCCAGCUACACCUCCACAACGCCUCUCCGCUUGUUCAUUCCGAAAAGCAAAAUGUUGUCGGCCUGGUCAUAAAGCCAAAUGACAACCACACAACCUAGUAGGGGCUGUGCCUACCGUUUCUUUCACAAAGGCAAGCUACCUGGAUUGGGAGGCCACUGCGAGAUACCAGGUACAGAAAUCUAGAUGAUCAACACGUAUAAAGAAACGGCAUGCAAAAGCAAAACAGUAUUUCUUUUAUGAGUUCAAAAGUUUUAGCUGAACAACAGAAGUAGUAGUAAUGAAAAUAUGAAUCAAUCCAUCCAUAG